AUGAGUUACAGCUCACCCUCUGUGCAGGACUCGUAUCGCAGCACCACCACCAAGCCAGACCCAGGGACAACUCUGGAUGUGACUGUACCAGAAACAGCUACCGUAAGCCCUGAGACUACCAGUUUCAACAGCACCAAAAUCCCAGAUGUGGCCAGCAGUGGACCCGGCGUGAGCACAAUGCUGCUGUCCUUCGGGAUCAUUACUGCAGUUGGGUUGACUGUAGCUAUGGUUCUGUAUAUCAGGAAGAGGAAGAGGUUGGAGAAGCUGCGACACCAGCUCAUGCCUAUGUACAACUUUGAUCCCACUGAGGAACAGGAUGAACUGGAGCAGGAGCUGCUGGAACAUGGGCGGGAUGCAGCAUCUUCCCAGGCGUCACAGAGCAAGAUUCUGCUGACAAGUCAAGGAGCCCUCCAGAGACCCAGCCGUCUUGUGUUCACAGACGUUGCCAAUGCCAUCAAUGCGUGA
Messenger RNA from Eurypyga helias (sunbittern), 465 nucleotides. Its product is annotated as chromosome unknown open reading frame, human C3orf18. The coding region runs from base 1 to 465 and encodes 154 amino acids. The transcript is spliced from 4 exons. Lineage: Eukaryota; Metazoa; Chordata; Aves; Eurypygiformes; Eurypygidae. The record is from RefSeq and is a predicted model, not a curated record.